Molecule: messenger RNA, 857 nt
Organism: Diachasmimorpha longicaudata
Lineage: Eukaryota; Metazoa; Arthropoda; Insecta; Hymenoptera; Braconidae
Gene: Prosbeta3
Product: proteasome subunit beta type-3
Exons: 3
Coding region: 149-766 (205 amino acids)
Biological process (GO): proteasome-mediated ubiquitin-dependent protein catabolic process
Cellular component (GO): proteasome core complex; proteasome core complex, beta-subunit complex
Source: RefSeq, a predicted model, not a curated record
GUAUUUAUGACGUCACAAGGGUUGAUGGAAAUUUGCUUUAUCGACUGCAUAUGGCGUCUGCCGCGGUCGCGAGUCGACAGGAUUGUUUGUCAUCUUCACUGCGAUCGUUUCAUUAUUUAUUUGACACAGUGGUUCAAUAGCUGUGAAAAUGAGUAUUCUGGCCUACAAUGGAGGGGCCAUGAUAGCCAUGAAGGGCAAGAACUGUGUGGCGAUAGCCGCCGAUCGGAGAUUCGGUAUUCAGGCCCAAACUAUCACCUGCGACUUUGAGAAGAUCUACGAAAUGGGGCCCCACCUGUUCCUGGGGUUACCCGGCCUCGCUACUGACGUUCAGACUGUCAUGGAACGCCUGCGAUUUCGCCUGAACCUCUACGAGCUCAAGGAGAACCGCAGGAUGCACCCCAAGACGUUCGCGUCAGUCGUUUCGAAUCUACUUUAUGAGAAACGUUUUGGCACCUACUUCGUGGAGCCCGUGAUUGCUGGCCUCGAUCCGGAUACCUUCGAGCCCUACAUCAGCAAUAUGGACUUCAUCGGGUGCAUCAACGAACCCGAUGACUUUGUCGUGGGAGGAACUGCCGAGGAUCAACUCUACGGAAUGUGUGAAACUGUUUAUGAACCUAAUCUUGAACCUGAUGAUCUCUUCGAGACCAUCAGUCAGGCACUCGUCAAUGCCUGCGAUAGAGAUGCUAUCUCUGGAUGGGGCGGUAUCGUUCACAUCAUUGAAAAGGACAAAGUCACCACCAGAACUAUCAAGACGAGAAUGGAUUAAUUAUCGAAAUAAACAGUUGGGGAAGACCUUUUGUUCUUGAUAAUUUACAUUUUUACUUUUUAAUUAAAUAUACGUUCAUUGAAAAAGAGAA